Molecule: messenger RNA, 4211 nt
Organism: Portunus trituberculatus (swimming crab)
Lineage: Eukaryota; Metazoa; Arthropoda; Malacostraca; Decapoda; Portunidae
Product: hematopoietic prostaglandin D synthase-like
Exons: 5
Coding region: 136-753 (205 amino acids)
Biological process (GO): glutathione metabolic process
Molecular function (GO): glutathione transferase activity
Source: RefSeq, a predicted model, not a curated record
GGGUGAUGUCCUGGGCCGUGGUAAGCUACUCGUCACUUGCCGUGCUGUAACUUUAUCCUCUGUUUCAAAGUUCACGCUCUCCACCGCCUUCCUCCUCCUUCUCUCCCUUGGCUACUCAAAGGGUGUGUUGGUGAUAUGCCUGAGUACAAGCUGGUCUAUCUUACCCUCCGUGGCCGCGCGGAGCCCAUUCGCUGGAUACUGGCCGUCACGGAUCAGCCCUACGAUGACGUGCGCUACAUCAGAGAGACGGAGUGGCCCUUUAAAAAGCCAGAGAUGCCAUACGGACAUGUGCCUGUGCUGUUCGUGGACGGGAAGCCGCUGUGUCAGAGCGUCAGUAUCUGCCGGUACCUGGGACGCAUGCACGGCCUCUUCGUGGACGACCCUUGGGAGGCCGCCUUAGGGGACGAGGUGGCUGACGCCGUGAACGACCUUAUUCAACCCGCCGGUCAGAUCGCGUAUGCCAGACUUGCGAACGAGACCGAGAAAUACAAGAUGCUGGCCACGGAGUUCCACACCACCACGCUGCCGCCAACCAUAAGGGAACUGGACCGCAGACUGGACGGACGGGAUUGGUUCUGCGGCUCCAAGAUGACGUGGGUGGACCUGUUCGCCGCCUGUUACCUGAAGGAGAUCACCUUGCAACACGAAGGCUCCUUGGACGCCGUCCCGCGCCUGAAGAAACACGUGGAGAAGAUUGCCAAGCUGCCACAGAUCGAGAAAUGGCUAAAAGAGCGGCCAGAUUCCAUGCUGUAGGUCUUCUUGACGUCGCCCCACAUCUGCCCCUCGAUUCAUCAACACCUUGGUGCCGUCACGGAGGCGCAGAAACUCCCGCAUCACCAUUGGACGAUGCACUAAGGGCGUCUUAAGGUGUGCUGAUCUCAUCAAGACCUCUACACCACAACCUCUCAGCUUUACUAAGACAGUGUAUACUCGUUCUCUUCAAAUGUAAAUGGUACGUGUCCAUGAUCACGCCUCUUGCUGGCUGGAGGAUGAAGGGUGUCUGCCGCCCCGCCGCGACUACACACACCACUCCCUCAUACCUCCACUUCGUACUCUGCUUCUGGUUCACCCUCCACCAUCAAGUCACACGGAGUAUAAACACACACACACACACACACACACACACACACACACACAGGAGGUCAAGACCAUUUCCCUUCUUUGGACCGUUACACGGUGAUAAACGCCUAUAAUUGUGAUAUUCCUUCAGCAACACAGGCAUCUGAUGUCCUCAUAGUGAAAUAAAGAGAGCCACUUUAAACACCACGAAAUUAAGCGCAUCACUUCCACGGACGCCUUAAACACCUCCCUAAAGCAGAAGGAACAGACCGCAACACCAGAUCGCUGUCCCGGUCAAGGAACGCAGCCACCAUCACUUCUCGGCACCAACAAUCUGCUCUGACCAGGCAGCACACAUUUACCGCCAUGAGGGUCGCGGCUCCCUCGUCCUCAGUGUGUAGCUGAGUAGGUGUUAAACAGAUACAAGGAUAAGGCUUCGAUGUGUCCUCUUGAACUGGUAUAGCCCCUCCCUCGCCCCCUGAACUAGUGUAAUGUUAGAACAGCUCAGUGUUUUGCCGCAGCCAAGUCAGCUCAAAUUUGAUUAGGCGCCAGUGUUCACUAGAAGCGGCGGUCACGAGGCGAGCCUCUGUGUCGUCCAGGAAAAGGAAAUCUUGUCGCCUCGUUCCAGGGUGUGGCCUGACCCAGGGUGUGGCCGCGUCCCAACGUGCCCCGGGGUCGGAACACAGAAGGGUAAGCCCACCCUGGUGCAGGCGUGCCCCGUCCCCAGAACCUCACGCUUUCCUUCCCUAGUGAGCAAUAGUCAGCCUCCCGCCCGUAGCUCUGCCACGUCCACUCACCAGUUGGUGCGCGCAGGCACUCCCUUCCCCGGGCAACACACCAUGUUGGUGACAGGAAAGUAGCAACCCUCUCGCUUUCUGAAGACACUAGCGCAGUAGCUUUUGCUAAACAAAAAUGUAAUCAAAGUAUAUAAGAUAUACGUAGAAGCUAUUCGUUUUACGAGUCCAGGAGAAUAAUAAAAGCAUUACGACUGUCCUUUUUGAGAAGUGUUUGCUGUGUUAGCUCAGCAACCACCUCAGUCCACCUCAGUCCAGCGAGCGUUGAGUGCGGGCAGGCGGCCUUCGUCCUCUGUCACCCAGUGACCGGCACCCUAAAAGCUGCCUGAAGUACCGGACCGUCGCCCCCAUCCCUAACUCCCAGCUGUCGCCUCAAAUUCUCGCUAGAACGAGCCUCGACUUUCGAAAAUUUGGGCCACACGCCCCCGUGACGUUGAUCCAAUAUUGGGGCGUAAGUGGACCUCCCGCACCUUAAGUAAACACAUCAACUGAGGAAGAAAGGUUCACUUUGACUUCCUUACCUUAUGUCGUAGGAAGGUCACUCGUCCAGAGGAGGUAGCCAGUCAGUCAGUGCUUGCUGCGUCCCGCAAGAAGUAAAGCUGCCCCACACUGCAAGAAAAAGAGUAAGCAUUAGUGUAUGACGGACAGUUGCUGCAAGGACGCCAGACAGCCGGAUGGUACUGGAGGGCACUGCCAAGCGACAGAGGAUGGGGUAUACGAGAAGAUUUUGGGAGUGCGAUUUAAGCUGUUGUCACUUUGUAAUAUUCAAUAACCACCACAAUAUUUUAUCACAAUCAUUUAUCAAAGAUCUUAUCAAAAUAUGAAUAAGAUAUGUGACAUAAUUUUGAGCCAUACCAGAACGAAUAAAACGGCAGUUUGAAUUGACUCUUCCUUUCAGCCCCUGCCAGUUUACAGACUGCUGGGCAGCCACUGCCUCCACUGCUCCUGCCGCGGCAUCCUGGCGUGCUGGGGGCGGCGGUGAUGGUGGUGGCGUGGCUCUAGUUUCCGCCUGAGGUCGCAUCGACGAGCCACACAAAAAUACGAUGAAAAAAGCGAUCCCAUCCCUACCUUCCCUCCCACCCUUCCGCCCUCACUGGACUGCGGCGGCCGUACACCUCCACCGGGCUCUACCUCACGGCUGGCACUAAUUUCCCUCCCGUGCUGCAUAUUUCUCCCUUUCUAUACUUAAAAGGGAAAAGUAGAUGUCCCCCAGCGAUCCCCAAAGGCCUCUUAGACGCCUGUAUCUAGCUGGUCUCCAUACUGUUCCGCGGGAAAGCCACGAGCCUGAUGCUGUAGCCUUAACCGAGGCCUUAUCACUCUCUCCCAGCCACUGCUAGGUCACUGCUGAGUCACUGCGCUGCGAACCUUCAGGCCGAGUAACAACACGUUGUCACUGUGUUCAAUGUUGUCAUGAUCUAGUUUUGUAUGUCCUAGAGGAGCUUUGUACAGUGUCUGACAGCUUGAUGAGUCCCCUACAGAGCCAUAGUCAAGCUCUGUCACGUCACGCACACCACCUGGAUCACCCUACGAGAGGACGAAGAGGAGGUGAUUAGGCUCUUCAAGUAUUUUACGAAGCACAAAUCUGCGUGGUCUGGAGUGAAGGGCAUGCACGGGUGAGGGAAUGAGUCUUGGGGUGGCCAUUAUGUCAGCAGCACCCAGACGCCCCACACUCGCAGCCAUUCGUCACUCAUGUCACGGCCAGAUUUUCAUAUUUGAGAAAUUCCUCUUGAUUUCUACGGAGCAAAGAUGAUUACAAUGACGGAGGUCCAGACACGCACUUGGCAACGGACUUAUCUUUGAGAUACGAAGGACUGACUGAAGACUGGAAACGCUGUGUUACUGUAUUGUAUUGAAGACAGUGGGUUUUGAGCAGCCCAGUAACACUCUAGUGGUGAAACAAUAACUAUAUUGGCCAGUACUCAUAACCAUUGUAUACAUAUUAAUACUAAUGCUAUCAAUACCACUACCGCUAUUAAUAGAAUCACUGUACACUACUUUUCAUCAUUAUCAUCAUUAUCGAGAGGCAAGACAGGUGAAAUAUCUUAACACGAACACAUGCCACGAGUUUCCAGAAUUUUUGUAUUAGAGUAAAAGGAAACAUUGUAUUGAAUUAUUCUAAGAUAAUAAAAUAAAUCGUGUACAGAACUAUUUUUCCAGCCCUUUCAGACGAGUGGCAGAAAAAGUAAGCUUAAAGAGCAAUGAAGUGUAAAGUAAGCUUAAAAGUACUACUAAAUUGUAAGUGUUAAGUGGAGGACGCCUAUAUAUGUGGAACAGAGAUGUAACUAUCGUAUAUUUUGUGUUCGUAUUUCAGAUUUGGAAAUUUAAGAAGUGUGUCAUUAAAUCUGUUGGUGGAAAAGA